Molecule: messenger RNA, 1049 nt
Organism: Trematosphaeria pertusa
Lineage: Eukaryota; Fungi; Ascomycota; Dothideomycetes; Pleosporales; Trematosphaeriaceae
Exons: 3
Coding region: 47-892 (281 amino acids)
Molecular function (GO): protein binding
Source: RefSeq, a predicted model, not a curated record
CUCACGGACCCUCUUCCCACGAAUCACUUUCCCCACGAGCCUCAACAUGGCGCGACUGUUGUCACUUCUGCGCAUGUCCCCUUCGUCGCCGCCCUCCGCACCGCCCCCAGCGAAGCGCCUCCGUAUGUCAGCGCUCGGCGAAUCCGCCGUCGAAUCCACUGUCAAAUGGCCAGCCAUCUCGGGACCUCUUGUUGUCAUCCAAGUUGGCGGACUGCUGCGCCAGGUCAACGACGACGGAAAUGUGACCUUCAUUGCGGCUCCUAACGAGACGUUUCACGUCCAUAGCAGCCUUCUCCGCGCCCACUCCAAGUACUUCCGCGCUCUUCUCCAGGAUGACCCUGCCACAGCGGAAUACGGACACGCGCCAACCAUCUAUCUGCCCGAUCAAGACCCGGCGGCGUUCAAGACGUAUGUACAGUAUCUGUACUACAAUGAGCUGAACCCGACUUUCGGCAAGUACGGAAAGGGCCGUCGCCUGAUGCAGGCAUACGUGCUUGGUGAGUGUGUCGGAGAUUCCGUGUUCCAGGACAGAAUCAUCGACGCCAUGAUCGCAUACUGCAUCGAGCAGAAAGUGGUUCCGAAUUAUCCGAUUAUCAACGUCGUCUACAACGGGACGGCGGAGGAUUCCCCAGCGCGGCGCCUUAUGGUGGAUCUCAUGGUUUGGGCAGGUUCUGGAACGAAGGCGGAGGUCCACAAGACGACUAGCAAAGCGCAUAAGGACUUCAUCGAUGACCUGUUGGAAGCAUUGUUGACUGCACGACCGAGGCCGGCGGGUGUACGACCAUGGGUUGAGAGACCUGAGUCUUAUCAUGUUGGCUAUUAUGGUAUCAAGGGUGAGGUCAAGAAGCAGGAUGCGGUCAUGUACGUGGCUGGGACUCGGAAGCAGGGUUGAGGUUAGGGCUGUCUCACGAGGUAAGAGGAAACUGUAGCAUGGAAAGAGGUUCGGAGGCGUUAUUCGUCCGAUGGGGAAACCGUCUCUCAGGCGGUUGUCGGGUGUGAUAAAGCAGGCGAGGGUGAAGCAUCAAUUCACAGUCCAUCGGAAAUUCUCA